GCUGGGCCCCGCUGCCGGUCACCCGACGACAGCCACUAAGGCUCUUCCCUGGCUCUGAGAAAUACAGUAGAUCGGUUCCCAGAAAUUCGUUUCUUCGAAUAUGUAGGCUUGAUCUGCGCGUGCGCCUCAGGCGGGGGCGGAGCAGAGGCGGGGCUAUGACACCAGUUCCGGGGCUGGAACGUCCGGCAGAGGCCGUAUUAUAGCGCCUUUCGCGGGGCAGCGCAGCGAUGGCGAUUUUUAGUGUGUACGUGGUUAAUAAAGCCGGCGGCCUGAUUUACCAGUGGGACAGCUACUCGCCACGAGCUGAGGCCGAGAAAACUUUCAGUUACCCUCUGGACCUGUUGCUGAAACUGCACGACGAGCGAGUGCUGGUGGCUUUCGGCCAGCGCGACGGCAUCCGGGUGGGCCACGCAGUGCUGGCCAUCAAUGGCGUGGAUGUGAAUGGCAAGUACACGGCCGACGGGAAAGAAGUGCUGGAGUAUCUAGGUAACUCUGCAAAUUACCCGGUGUCCAUUCGUUUCGGCCGGCCCCGCCUUACCUCUAACGAGAAGCUUAUGCUGGCAUCCAUGUUCCACUCGCUCUUUGCCAUUGGUUCCCAGCUGUCUCCGGAACAGGGAAGUUCAGGCAUUGAGAUGCUGGAGACAGACACAUUCAAACUGCACUGCUUCCAAACACUGACAGGGAUCAAGUUUGUGGUCCUGGCAGAUCCUAGGCAAGCUGGAAUAGAUUCUCUUCUCCGAAAAAUUUAUGAGAUUUACUCAGACUUUGCCCUCAAGAAUCCAUUCUACUCCUUGGAAAUGCCUAUCAGAUGCGAGCUAUUUGACCAGAACCUGAAGCUAGCUCUAGAGGUGGCAGAGAAGGCUGGCACUUUUGGACCUGGGUCAUAGGCUGAGCCUGGAAUGAACCCCUGAGACAUGCUGCAGAGGGCUUUGCUGUUUCCACUCUGGUGAGGAUCCCAUUGCAGUAGCCUUGUUAAUGUACUUGAAAAUGGGAGAACACUGAGCCUGGAGAUGGGAAUAGAUCCUGGGCUAGAAUGCCAUGUUCUCUGCCCUUCUGUAUAUAUCACGGUCCUUCUCUGUACAGAUUUAUUUAUGGAGGAAGCCGGCUUAGCAGUGCUAUAAUAAACAUUCCUUUGUUCUAG
Onychomys torridus (southern grasshopper mouse) is the source of this 1141-nucleotide messenger RNA. RefSeq names its product trafficking protein particle complex 4 (gene Trappc4). The coding region runs from base 228 to 887 and encodes 219 amino acids. The record is from RefSeq and is a predicted model, not a curated record. Gene Ontology annotation, cellular component: TRAPP complex. The transcript has 5 exons. Gene Ontology annotation, biological process: endoplasmic reticulum to Golgi vesicle-mediated transport. Lineage: Eukaryota; Metazoa; Chordata; Mammalia; Rodentia; Cricetidae.